Molecule: messenger RNA, 2622 nt
Organism: Anneissia japonica
Lineage: Eukaryota; Metazoa; Echinodermata; Crinoidea; Comatulida; Comatulidae
Product: adenylate cyclase type 9-like
Exons: 3
Coding region: 203-2047 (614 amino acids)
Biological process (GO): adenylate cyclase-activating G protein-coupled receptor signaling pathway; intracellular signal transduction; cyclic nucleotide biosynthetic process
Molecular function (GO): adenylate cyclase activity
Source: RefSeq, a predicted model, not a curated record
AGGAACUAAAACGCAUUUUAUUGAGAAGAAGAAAGAUAGGAGUAGUUCAUCUGCCGUUACCAACACCCCACAGAGCGUAGCGGGGUCAGACAACCCGGCUGAAAAUGGCAAUAGUUCCAACGGGGGUGAUGCAGCACCCGCUCCCAACACAGCCGUGCAGCAGGUCAGUAACAGCCAAGCACCUAAAAGUAGUCCUGUACGGAUGCCUCGAGUGCUGUCACGCAAAACAACCCAUCAGCAUGCCGAGGCGCAUAGUAAUCCGGAAAGUGCACAGCCUCUGUUACAGGUUACAGCCCACUCAGAGAAUGGUGGCGUGUCUCCAACAGAUGAGGGUAUUGUAACUGAUGAAGGCAACGUUGAUACAGCUACUGAAUCCAAGGGUAAACUGAAGGCGAAAGAAAUCGAGGACCAGCGUCUAGUCCGCUUCAUGAAACAGGUGAACGAGGAGAACAGCGGUUACCUCACGUCAGCCCCGAUUCACAGAUGCAUGCUAAGUUUUACACAACAGGACGUUGAAAAGAUGUACCGGGAACAAUUUAAACCGCGGACCUUACAUAGGUUUCUUGAUGAUCACGGUGCAGAACAGCAGAUGGAAGCGCAAGAGCGACCAACCUCAAGACGGCUUUCAAGCGAGACUAUCUCAACGACAAAAUAUAACACGUUAUUUGAUGUUGGUAUGGGAUUCUUAGUUUAUUUGUUCACAUCAGUUGGAUGUUUUCUCGUGUUUGACGUGCAAAUACAGUGGGUGAUUAUCUUUGUAAUUGGCAGUAUUCUUCAACUGUGUGUAUUUAUUACAGUUUUACAGGAAGCAUUCUCAACAUCUAGAACUCAAUGUCAUUCUUGCGCAGUAAACUUCUUCCAUAGUUGGUAUCCGCGUCAUAUUCUUGGUGUAAUUUUAAUCAGUUUACCAUCCGUUGCUGUUUACACCAACGUGCAAUGCAUACAGGAAGAUUUAAUAUCGCAGCCAUUUUACUGGUUUAUGACGACAGUGGCUAUCCUUCACUAUUGUAAUUUCGUUCAGCUCAGCUCGUGGACAAAAACCGGUAUUGCUUUGCUGAGUGGCGUUACUCUGAUCAUCAUAUCCAGUGUUGAACAAUGUAAUUAUAAUGAGUUAUGUGCAAAUGCGACGGAAAGUUGGCAGGAAGACCCAGACCUCUACAUCUGCAAUAAGUCUGAGCCUAUCAUUGUUCUGCUUCUUCUUGUUCUACUUGUCUUCUUCUUAAAUCAUCAGUUUGAAAUCAGCUUUCGCUUAAACUUUUACGGAGGAGUGCAAGCCUCGGAAGAUAAAGGAAAAAUUCAAGAACAGAAAAACAAAGCUGAGGAACUGCUCCACAACAUUGUUCCUAAAUUUGUGUACGAAAGUUUCAAGGAAACAGCCUCGUCAAAAUAUUCUAAAAACCAUGAAGAUGUUGGAAUUAUUUUUGGUAGCAUUAUCAACUUCAACGAGUUUUACUCAGAGAUUUAUGCUGACGGUAUCGAGUGUAUCCGUAUUCUUAACGAAAUGAUAAGUGAUUUUGACACGCUGUUAGAACAGUAUCAAUUCAGGGAUGUUGAGAAGAUCAAAACCAUUGGUUCGACUUACAUGGCAGCGUGCGGUCUUCAUGUAUCAAAGCCGGAGCAUGAAAGAAGUUUCAAGUACGAACAUCUUCAAACAUUGAUGGAAUUUUCAUUGGAAAUGCAGGAAUGUGUCGCACGCUUCAAUAACGAUAGUUUAAGCAUGACAAUGGGUGCGUUUGAGUUCAUCCUUCGUAUAGGUUUCCACCACGGAAGCAUCAACUCGGGGGUUAUUGGGACCACAAAGCUCUUUUAUGAUAUUUGGGGUGAUGCCGUGAACAUCGCUAGCCGUAUGGAUUCAACUGGUGUGCCCAAGAAAAUCCAAGUUGCCGAAGAGACUGUGAAAGAACUUAACCAUCUGUUUGACUUUGAAUACAGAGGAAAAAUAACGGUUAAGGGAAAAGCUCCAAUGCAUACAUUCUUUGUGGUAGGGAAGCGAAGUGAGCCUCUGUCAUCUCCAGUACCUGUUGAGAUACCGGAGACAAGCAAGUAGUUAUAAGUUUGUCGUAUGAUUAUUCUUAAGCUUGUCAUGCAUGAGUGGAUUCAGAAAUGACAGGUUUGAUAAAGUACCUACCAAUCCUUUGGACCAUUUGUCUUUGCACAAAACUAAAUCCCCCUCCCCAUUUUAAAUAUCUGAAUCUAGUGCUUUAGUAUAGUAGACAAAAGUGUGGUUUUUAUUUUGUUUUUUUAUGAUCCAUACAGUUGGCAUACAGGUUUUUGAAACAGAAUCUGUGGCUUCAUCGUUCUAGUAAAUUUGGCUUGUUUAUGAAUUUUGAUAUCUGCUUGUAAAAUUGUCUAAAAUCUUAAUCAACUUAAUAUAGUGUGAGUGAUGUAAUUAUAUCAGUUCUUAAUAUUUAACUUUCUUAUCAUUUAUCAGUAAUACUAUUUUGCACAUAGAGUUGUUAAUAACUCGAAAUGAUUUUGAAAUUGUAAAUAUGGGCGUGGUUAGAGCACCUAUCAAAGUUUGGUUUUUCGAUUUAUAAAGUUUGAGACAAUUUCUAAACACAUCUUAUAAAAUCUUAUACUGACCAAUUUCGAAUGUGUUAUUCAGUAGGCUGGGGACAAGAA